AUGGCGACUUGGAGGAAGCAGUAUGUGGUGGCUCGGCCUGUGUACUCUGAGGACAGCUUCGUUGAGCAGCAAGAGAAAAUCUGCAGGCAGCGCAAAACCCCGUGGGACCACAUCAAACUGUAUUUUACCUGUGAUUCAAAACGUGUGAAGAAUGCAGCUCUGUCCCUGCUGCCCAUCAUCGGCUGGAUGAAGAUCUACCAGGUGAGGAAGUGGCUGCUUGGCGACGUUGUGUCCGGGAUCAGCACUGGACUGGUGGCCAUCAUGCAAGGACUGGCCUUCUCUCUGCUGGCCCAGCUGCCUCCCAGCUACGGCCUCUACACCGCUUUCUUCCCCAUGCUCACGUACUUCUUCCUCGGGACCUCAAGACACAUAUCUGUAGGCUCCUUCCCGGUCCUGAGCCUGAUGGUGGGACAGGUGGUGCUCCGGCUGGUGCCAGGGGACGGAAAACCACCAGCUAACAUCACAGGCUUUGAGGGUCUGUCCGAAGACCACCAGAGAGUCCUCGUGGCUUCCUCUUUGACUUUCCUCAUGGGAAUAUUCCAACUUGCCAUGGGAGUCCUGCAGGUGGGUUUUGUCGUCGUGUACCUGUCCGACACCCUGGUGUCUGGCUUCACCACGGCAGCUGCCAUCCACAUCCUGGUGUCCCAGCUCAAGUUUGUGUUGGGGCUGAACGUUCUCAGUGUUAACGGGCCACUCGCCAUCAUCGACACCCUGGAGAAGAUCUUUGUCCAGAUCACCUCCACCAACAUCUGCGACCUGGUGACAUCCAUAGUGAUCAUGGUGGUGGUGUUCAUUGUGAAGGAGCUGAAUGACAAAUACAAAGCCAAACUGCCUGUGCCCAUCCCAAUAGAGGUCAUCGUGACUAUCAUCUCUUGUGGGAUUUCCUAUGGUGCCAACUUCGAGACAAGAUAUAAUGUUACAGUUGUUGGUAAGAUGGUCAAAGGGUACGAGUCUCCCAUGGCACCAAAUCUUGACGUCUUCAGGGAGAGCGCUGUGGAGGCCUUUCCCAUAGCCAUAGUGGGUUUUGCUGUCGCCUUCUCUGUGGCCAAGGUCUACUCCAUCAAACAUAAUUACACCAUCGAUGGAAACCAAGAGCUGAUUGCUUUUGGGGUUAGCAACAUCUUUGGUGCAGCCUUCAGAUCAUUUGCAGCCAGCACAGCUCUGUCUAGGACGGCGGUGCAGGAGAGCUCAGGGGGCAAAACACAGAUUGCAGGUCUGAUAUCUGCCAUGAUGGCGAUGGUUGUUACUUUGGCGCUCGGUUUCUUGCUGGAGCCUCUGCCAAGGUCUGUCCUGGGUGCCUUGGUCAUUGUGAACCUGAAGGGCAUGCUGAUGCAGGUCAGAGAAAUCCCGUACCUGUGGAGAAGAGACAAACUAGACUGCGUGGUGUGGGUGGGAACCUGUGUGGGUGCCAUCCUGCUCGGACUGGAUCUGGGUCUGGCCGUGGGCCUCGGGGUGGAGCUGCUCACUGUCGUCUUCAGGACUCAGUUUCCCCGCUGCUCUGUCUUGGCUAACAUCCCUGGAACUGACAUGUACAGAGAUCAUAAGGAUUACAUGCAUAUAUAUGAGAUAAAAGGAGUGAAGAUCUUCAGGAUGCCCUCGCCAAUCUUCUUUGCAAACAUUGAGUUCUUCAAGGACAAGCUGACAGAGGCAGUUGGGUUUAACCCACUGAGAGUGCUAAAGAAGAGGAACAAGGCCCUCACGAAAAUAAAGAUCCACUUAAAGAAAAGUGAACACAUGACGAAGGAUGCCGGCAACGUGGAGGAGCUGGUCCUGCCGACCGAUUUCAAGGACCUUCCCUUCCAGAUCGACUGGAACGCUGAUCUUCCCGGCAACAUCUCCAUUCCCAGAGUGGACCUGCACACCCUGAUCCUGGACUUCUCCGCCGUCUCCUUCAUGGACAUCUCUGCUAUAAAGGGACUCAGGACGGCACUCAAAGAGUACAUCCGUAUUGAAGUGGAUGUUUACAUUGUGGCUUGUGACGUGUACAUCCUGGAGAAGCUGCACAGCACCAUGUUCUUCGACGAGGAGAUCCACACCUCCAUGUUCUUCCCAACCCUCCACGACGCUGUGCUGCACGUGCAGGAAAAACGGAAAGACUGCAAAAGUGGAAAUCACUGGUUAUCAAGUACCCCACUCUAGAGGAACAGCUGUCUACAAGAGCAUCCAGUCAGAUGGAGGAUUUGCUCCAGCUACAAGCACCGUGCAUUAAAACAUGUAUAAAACAUUUUGAUACACUGAGCAAUUUUAAAUUACUCUGCUCUAUAUUCUGCCAUGUUGUAUGUUUUGCAAGAAGUGUUUUUUUUUUUUUUUUUUCUGAUACUUGUCAUACUUAAGUCUACAGAGGCAUUUAUUUUAAUGUAGACUUGUGCACUAUCAAGCUGUUUUGGAGUGGAAAUAAACAUCUUUCUUCAAUUUCUCUAAGAUUC
Myripristis murdjan (pinecone soldierfish) is the source of this 2426-nucleotide messenger RNA. Its product is annotated as chloride anion exchanger-like. The record is from RefSeq and is a predicted model, not a curated record. Gene Ontology annotation, biological process: sulfate transmembrane transport. The transcript is spliced from 19 exons. Gene Ontology annotation, molecular function: secondary active sulfate transmembrane transporter activity. Bases 1 to 2139 code for a protein of 712 amino acids. Gene Ontology annotation, cellular component: membrane. Lineage: Eukaryota; Metazoa; Chordata; Actinopteri; Holocentriformes; Holocentridae.